Molecule: messenger RNA, 1359 nt
Organism: Nematocida ausubeli
Lineage: Eukaryota; Fungi; Microsporidia
Exons: 1
Coding region: 1-1359 (452 amino acids)
Cellular component (GO): cytoplasm
Source: RefSeq, a predicted model, not a curated record
AUGGGACAAGCAUCCUCAACUCUUGCAGGAAGAACAAAAAGGCACCCCCGUGAAGUACUUGGGGUUACAAACACCGCAACAGAAGAUGAAAUUAAAAAAGCAUACAGAAGGCUUGCCAUGCAGCACCACCCAGAUGCAGCAAGAGCCCGUGGAGAAGUGGUCUCAGAUGAUCUUUUCAUAGAAAUAAAAGAAGCCUAUGAACAGCUGACAAGCAAAGAGGUUUCUGUGAGUAAGAUGCCAGCCCGAAAAGUAGAGCCAGAGAUAGAUAUAGAUGGCUACAUUAGGCAAGCAAGUGCAAUUGAAAAGAUAGAGGAGAAGAACUACUCCAUGAUAAAUAACCUAUUUGCAGAGAUUGUUCGAGUGGAAAACAUAACAAGAGGAGGGCUUUUUAGAGCACCUUCCUUUGGAUAUGCAAAGGGAAUGCCCAAGCCAUUCUAUGAGUUCUAUUCUAACUUCUCUUCACUUCGGCACUUUAACAUCACAUGCGAAGACAUUGACUCAAACUACCAAUACUACUCCCGUCCUCUUAAAAGAGAAGUAGAGAAAGACCUCAAAAGUGUGCUGGAUGCAAGAAGAGCUGACUAUGUGUCAAAAAUAAGAGAACUUGUGAAAAUACUCCAGCGGAAAGACCAAAGGCUAAGGAUUGUGCCUAAAAAGAUAGACCUAAACAUAGCAAAGCCAAAGAUCAGCAAAAAUGGUGUUAUUUUAACAGACAGUCACAAUCUGACAGAAGAGGAGAAAAGAGCACUAGAAGAGGAAUAUACAAAGCAUGUAACAGAGAAAAAGAAAAAGGAGGAAGAAAAAAAGAAGCUUGAAUGCGACAAAGAGAUUUUCAUCUGCCAGCCGUGCAAUAAAAGAUUCAAAAGUCUGAACCAGCUAGGGAAUCAUUCUAAGUCAAAAAAGCAUAAGGAAAGGCUUGAAUCUAUACAGCCAGAAGAAAUAGAAGCUCUUAUCUCUCAGAUAGAACAGUGCAAAAUAGAAGAGAUCCCAAAUAUGGAGGAAGCAGCCAAAACAAAGCCCCGGAAAAUAUCAGAAGAUGAAAAAGAGAGUGAAUUUGGAUACUCAAUUGAGAGAGACAAUAAGCCAGAGCAGAAAAGCAAUCUCAAGGAGGUGCAAAGCACAAGUACUUUAAAUAAAGAAAAAACAAACAGGACAAAAGAAACCCAAAAACAGAAGGUCCAGGGAAGAAAGGAGCACAAGCAGCCCAAAAAGCCUUUAUUUUCCCAAGCAAAUGAUUCAGAUCUAAGAACAGGCGCUGCCUUUACCACAUCUUGUGCAAAGUGUAAAGAGAUAUUUUCCAAUAGAAAUGAUCUAUUCAAGCACCUAAAGGAAACAGGACAUGGCUCAACUAUUAUAUAA